Priapulus caudatus is the source of this 1636-nucleotide messenger RNA. RefSeq lists its product as uncharacterized. Lineage: Eukaryota; Metazoa; Priapulida; Priapulimorpha; Priapulimorphida; Priapulidae. The transcript is spliced from 2 exons. The coding region runs from base 120 to 1526 and encodes 468 amino acids. The record is from RefSeq and is a predicted model, not a curated record.
GCCGCAAUCGCUAGGGCGGCGGCACUAGCGGUCCGGUCCAACAAAAACAAGUGUCAGUGACCGCAAUGAACACUCAGUCAAUGGCAAUUGACUGUUGACAGAUAGACAAUUGCGAAAAAAUGCCGAAAACACAGUGCUGUGUGCCCCAAUGUGUAAAUCGUGGGGGUUUUCAGUUUCCAAGCACAACGAGGGCUGAUAGUAUUAGACGGCGAUGGAUAGUUGCAAUCAAGCGAGUUGAUGUUGAGAAUCGAAAUCGGCUGUGGAAGCCGACAGCAUCAAGUGUGGUCUGUGUCGAUCAUUUCAACGAUGAGGACUUCGUUAAAACAACUUAUCAUGGCACGACACCCUUGAAGCGGCAGCUCAAAAAGGACGCCGUUCCAUUCCGCUUUCCAUGGUCAGCUGAAAAAGUUACGCGACGCCUACCAGAACGACAUUUCGCACGCCCUUCGACAGACAGUUGUCAGGAUCCUGCUGCCGUACCCGAUGUCGCACAAAAUAUAGAAGUGGACACCGUGGAACCGUUACAUGUGUCAAGGUCUACGAACACUGACAUCGCUGUCGUAGAGAACACUGCUGAUGUCUCCACUAACACGGACACCAAUUUAAGCUCAUUUUCUGUGUCGAGGUACAUUAACGAUCCCGAUGGUAUCCAUAAUUUUUCCGGGCUGGGAAAUUAUGACAAGUUUAUAUUUGUUUUUUCGACACUUGGAGAAACACCUCAUUAUCUUCAAUACAUGUAUGGAAGAGUCAGUGAUGACAUUUCAGUGAUCGAUCGAUUUUUUUUAGUUCUAAUUAAGUUGCGUAAACAUUAUUCAAAUUUUGAGUUGAGCAGAAUGUUUCAAAUAUCAGAAUCAUCAGUGUAUAACAUAUUUUGUACUUGGAUUAGAUUUCUUGCUUUACAAUGGAAAGAAAUUCCAACAUGGAAAGAAAUUCCAACAUGGUGUUCCAGAGAUUUGGUUAAGUUUUAUUCUCCGUCUGAUUUCAAAAGUAAGUUCAGCAACACACGCGUCAUCAUAGACGGAACUGAAUGUCCCGUGAAAAAGCCAAAAAAUCCAACAGCACAGCAGUCCACGUUCAGCACGUACAAAAACAGGAACACAGUGAAAGUGUUAGUUGGUGUGUCACCAGGGGGUCUAUGUACCUACAUGUCUGAUUCUUAUGGUGGGUCAACUAGUGACCGACAAAUAGUUGAACGCUCUUCCCUCCCUCGCAUGUGCGACCCCGGAGAUUCCAUCAUGUCAGAUAAGGGAUUCGAUGUGCAGGACAUGUUCAUUCCGACUCAAGUUGCCGUCAACAUUCCGACAUUUUUCUCGAAGAAAAAUCGCAUGAGCAGCAAAGUCGUGAUGACAGAUAGAAAGAUUGCGUCUAAGCGUGUACACGUGGAAAGAAUCAUCAGACUAGCGAAGACGUACACUAUCUUGAAAGCCCCACUCAAUACCUCGGAAACGUUGCUGUCUUCUGAUAUCAUUUUUGUUUGUUUCACAUUGUGUAAUUUUCGAAAUGGAAUUGUUCCAUCCGACGCAUGAAUCAUUAGUUUUCCUGGUAUGAUUGUGUAUGCAUCUAUAGAUUGUUGUAUAUUGUGAACAUACAUUGUACAUUCUGUUCUUGUACAUAUGGUGAAAAGAAAAAAAUUGCA